CCUUUGGAUGCUUUUCAAGAAAUUCCUCUAGAAGAAUACAAAGGAGAAAGGUUUUGUUAUGGAUGUCAGGCAGAAUUGAAAGACCAGCAUGUCUACGUUUGUGCUGUGUGCCAGAAUGUUUUCUGUGUGGACUGUGACGUUUUUGUUCAUGAAUCUCUACACUGCUGUCCUGGCUGUAUUCAUAAGAUUCCAACUCCUUCAGAUGGCCAGUGCAGAGGAGGCACCUGAGGAGAAGACUUCCCAGCAUGAAUAUGGCUUGCUUUCAGCACUGUCUGGCUUUCUGGGCACAGAUCUAGUUCAGCUUAGAAAGGAAGUAGAUGAAGAGCAGCACAGAGCCCGCAAAGAGGUUAAGAAAGGUUUUAAUGCACACAUGCGCAACGAAGAAAAGCGGUUGAAGACUUUUAUGACCUAUAACUUGGACAGUUGCUGGACACCCCAGGAGAUGGCAGCUGCUGGCUUUUACUUUACUGGAAUAAAAUCAGAGAUUCAGUGCUUCUGCUGUAGCUUAAUCCUCUUUGACACCAAACUCUGGAAACUUCCCUUAGGAGAGCACAAGAAAUUUCAUCCAGAUUGUGAGUUCCUUUUGGGCAAAGACGUUGGCAACAUAUCCAAGUAUGAUGUAAGAGUGAAGAGCCCAGCCUGUGAGCUGAAAGGGGACAAAGCUAAGUACCAAGAAGAGGAGGCCAGACUGGAAUCCUUCCAGACCUGGCCGUUUUAUGUGCAGGGGAUACCCCCUCAGGAACUCUCUGCGGCUGGCUUUGCUUUCACAGGUAAAAGGGACACUGUACAGUGUUUUUCCUGUGGCGGAUGCUUAGGAAAUUGGGAAGAAGGAGAUGACCCUUGGAAGGAGCAUGCCAAGUGGUUUCCCAAAUGUGAAUUUCUUCAAAGUAAGAAAUCUUCCGAGGAAAUUGCCCAGUAUAUUCAAAGCUACAAGGGAUUUGUUGACGUAACGGGAGAACAUUUUGUGAAUUCCUGGAUCCAGAGAGAAUUACCUAUGGCAUCAGCUUACAACAGUGACAGUGUCUUCGCUAAUGAAGAACUACGCCUAGACACUUUUAAGAACUGGCCUCACAAAUUCUCUUCGAAAGUUUCACUUCUGGCCAAAGCAGGUCUCAUCUUCACAGAAAUUAAGGACAUUGUGCAUUGCUUUUCCUGUGGCUUGUGUAUGGAGAAAUGGAAAGAAGAUGAUGACCCAUUGAAAGAUCAUAUCAAAUAUUCUCCCAGUUGUCUAUUUCUCCAAAAUAUGAAAUCUUCUGCAGAAGAGAUGCCAGACCCUCAGAGUCAGCGUGAACAUUCUAAAGUCUUGGAAACCACAAAAGCAAGCAAGGAAGUUUCAGCAGCAGUUCAUUCUAGAGUGCCAGAGGAAGCGCCAAGGGAAAUGCAAUGGUUGCAGAAGGCAAAGAGACUGAGUGAACAACUGAGGGCAGCCUACAUCAAAGCUAGUUUCCGCCACAUGUCUUUGCUUGGGAUUUCUCCCAAUCAACCCACUGACAGAUUGCUGGGAUGUGAUCUGUCCAUUGUUUCUAAGCUUAUCAGCAGCCCAGCCCAAGAAGCCCUGAUGAUGCCCGAGGUCUUGGCCAACCUAAACUCCAUCAUGUGUGUGGAGGGAGAAGUAGGGAGCGGGAAGACAGUCUUCCUGAAGAAAAUUGCUUUUCUCUGGGCAUCAGGAUGCUGUCCGCUGCUGAACAGGUUCCAGCUGGUCUUCUUCCUCUCCCUCCGUCCUACUGGACAGGACAGGGGGCUGGCCAACAUCAUUCAUGACCAACUCCUAGACAAAGAAGAUGCUCUUACUGAAGAGUGCCUAAGGAACAUCAUCCAGCAGUUCAAGAACCAGGUGUUAUUUCUUCUGGAUGACUACAGUGAAAUGUACUCAAUCCCACAGGCCAUACAGAAGAUGAUUCUCAGAAACCACACAUCACGGACCUGCUUACUGAUCGCGACCCAUAGAAACAGAACCCGGGACAUCCGCCAAUACCUCCAUACAGUUCUUGACAUUCAAGAUUUUCCCUUCUAUAACACUGUGUAUAUAUUACGGACACUCUGCCCAUAUAAUUUUAUUCGUCUGCUAAAGUUUUAUGUUUACUUUGAAAAAAACCAAGAUGUACAGGGAAUUCAGAAGACGCCACUGUUCGUGGCAGCCAUCUGGGCUAAUUGGUCUCAGUACCCUUUACACCUGUUUUUUGAUGAUGUGGCAGUUUUCAAGUCCUAUAUGGAACAUCUUUCCUCGAGGGACCAAACAAACAAUGAAUCUCUCAAAGCAACAGUGUCCUUCUGUGGUCAGCUAGCCUUGAAAGGGCUUUUUGCAUCUCGCUUUGAGUUUGAUGUUGAUGACCUCAUGGAAGCAGGACUGGAUGAAGAUGGAAGUCUAACCACGUGUUUCAUGAGCAAGUUCACUGCCCAGAGAUUAAGACCAGUCUAUCGGUUUUUAAAUCCUGCUUUCCAAGAAUUUCUUGCCGGGAUGAAGCUGAUUGAACUCCUGGAUUCAGAUAGGCAGGAAGAGCAAGAGUUGGGAGUUUAUUAUUUGAAAGAAAUUAAUUCCUCCUUGAAGGCUGUAUUCCUCUAUAAGAAGUUUUUGAUUUAUGUCUCUAGCCAGCCUUCAACUAAGGUGGGACCAAAAUUGGUAUCUCAUUUGCUUCAGUUGGUGGAUCAUAACGAGUCAUUGGAGAGUGUAUCUGAAAAAGAUGAGUACCUGCAAAUCCAGCUGGAAAGUUCACCAUGCAUGCAGUUAAUGUGGGAUAUGUGGAAAAUCUAUCCAGAGACUUUCUUUGCAUAUGCUUCAUUGCGAUUACUGGAUCUUGCUUUAAAAGUCGCUUGUCAAAGCAGCACGAUGGCUACAUGUUCUCCAUUUUUCCUGCAGUUCUUUCAAGGAAGGACACUGGGUUUGGAAGAACUUGCAUCAGAGUACUUCUUUGACUAUCCAGAAAGCCUGUUAGUAUUGAAGAGCAUCAAAGUCACCCUAAAUGGGAAGGAGCCACCACCCUGGCUAUGUUUGCCAGACUUGGAAAGAUGUUACGACAAAUCACAGAUACCAGCCGUAGAUGCAGACUAUGCGGCUGCCUUUGAAUCUAUGAAGGAAUGGGAGCAAAAUAUUGCUGAGAAAAAAGAGACCAUACACAAGCAUCUGAGUAGGAGACUCACUAAGGCUCCCAGGCUCUGUGGAGGCUAUUGGAAACUGUCUCCCCCACCCCACAAGAUCCCUCUCCUGGAAGUCCAUGUGAGCAAUAUGGAUGCUGCCGACCAGGAAACGCUCAGAGUUCUCAUGACUGCUUUCUCAGUUUCUCAACGCAUUGAACUUCAUUUAACAAACAGCACCAGCUUCCUGGAAAGCAUCCGCCCAGCCCUUGAGCAGCACAGAGCCUCUGUCACCAGGUUUUCCAUAGACUGCUUUGAGCUCAGUGCAGCAGAGCAAGAGCUGCUUCUCAGCCUGCCUUUCUUGGAGUCUCUGGAUAUCUCAGAGACGGUCCAGCUGCAAGACCAAAUCUUAGCUAACUUGGACAAGUUCCCAUGCCUUAAAGAAUUAUCUGUGAAAUUAGACAAUCAACGAGAUGUAUUUUCAGUCAUUCCUGAAGAAUUCUCAAAGCUCCACCAUAUGGAGAAAUUAUGGAUUCAAAUUUUCUCUGAGAAGGAUUCCUCCAAACUGGUCAGGUUGAUUCAGAACUCUCCAGGCCUUCGUGUUCUCUGCUUGAAGUGCUGUGUCUUGGACUUUGAGUCUCUUAUGAAUGCACUUGUUUCAUGCAAGAAACUUGAAGAAAUUCAGUUUUCUGGACGAUGUUUUGAAGUCACCCCAUUUGUCACCAGUUUGCCAAAUUUUGCUUCCCUGAAGAUAUUAAAUCUUAAUCUGCAAUACUUCCCUGAUAAAGAAACAUCAGAAAAAUUUGCUUCAGCCUUGGGUUCUCUUACUAAGCUGGAAGAACUGAACCUACCCACUGGGGAUGGAAUUCAACAAGUGGCCAAACUGAUUGUCCAGCAGUGUCAACAGCUUCCAUGCCUCCGAGUCCUCUCCUUCUUCCAGACUUUGAGUGAUGAUAGUAUCAUGGGAAUUGCCCAGGCAGCCAUCAGUGGAGGUUUUCAGAAGCUUGAGAAGUUAAAUCUUUCACUCAAUCACAAGGUCACAGAAGAAGGAUACAGAACUUUCUUCCAGGCACUGGACAACCUGCCAGCUUUGCAAGAGUUGGACAUCUCCAGGUAUUUUACACACUGUAUCAAAGUGCAGGCCACCACAGUGAAGGCACUGAGCCAGUGUGUGCUACGCCUGCCGAGUCUCACCACACUCAGCAUGCAAAGUUGGCUCCUGGAUACAGAGGACAUCAUACUUCUCAAUAUCAUGAGAGAAAGACACCCUCAAUCUAAACACUUCACUAUUUUCUGGAAAUGUAUAUUACCAAUAGAGAAAUAGCUCACACAGAACAAACAAGAGUGAAUCUUAACCAGGAUCUGCAUGCACCUUUUUCCAAGCUAUUGCUUUACCUGUAUAAGAUCUCUUCGGGAUACUUGACCAAAAUUGCCGAGUACAGCUUGCUUAUGCACUACCAAUGGGAGAAACAAAUAAGGUCUAGGGAAAACUGCCUUUAUUCCAGUGGCUUUGAAGAAUUUACCAUAUAUUACUAUGGCUUUAACAUUUUCUUAGGAAUUCAUUCUACUCAAAAUCCAUGGUGUGGAUCUAUGGGUUUUAAGAAGACCAAACAGGGUUUUCUUUCAUUAAGAAUUUUUGAGGGGGUGGGCGCUGGUGGCUCACGCCUGUAACCCUAGCUACUCAGGAG
Messenger RNA from Dipodomys spectabilis (banner-tailed kangaroo rat), 4760 nucleotides. It is a transcript of the gene Naip, whose product is annotated as NLR family apoptosis inhibitory protein. Bases 89 to 4396 code for a protein of 1435 amino acids. The record is from RefSeq and is a predicted model, not a curated record. Gene Ontology annotation, molecular function: cysteine-type endopeptidase inhibitor activity involved in apoptotic process; ATP binding. Gene Ontology annotation, biological process: detection of bacterium; inflammatory response; defense response to bacterium. Gene Ontology annotation, cellular component: IPAF inflammasome complex. The transcript is spliced from 17 exons. NCBI's taxonomy places the organism in Eukaryota, Metazoa, Chordata, Mammalia, Rodentia, Heteromyidae.